AUGCUGCAUGAUCUGUUAUUAAUGUUAGUGAUCUCGGGAAAGGCCGUAUUUGCGGAACCAGUGUGUGAAUAUAACGCUAAUCAACGAAAAAGUAUAUUACGAGAUCUUCUCGAGGAUUACGACAAAACUAUGGUCCCAUCAAAUGAUUCCGUUAAAGUUAGCGUUGAGCUAACAGUGCAGGAUAUAUCAUCAAUAUCCGAAAUCUCGAGCUCAUUCAUAGCGGACGUGUGGUUUAGCCAGGUGUGGAUAGAUCCACGAUUGCAGUACAAGAACAUUUCAUGUAAAUCCAACCUUUCGUUGGACAGUUACGUCAGUGAACGACUAUGGACACCGAAUGUAUGCUUUGUUAAUAGUAAAAGCACGCAAGUACAUCGAUCACCUGCAUCGAAUAUAUUGCUGAUCAUUUAUCCGAAUGGGACUGUAUGGCUGAACUACCGUGUACAAGUAUCCGCACCUUGCAGUUUCGAGCUUUCACGGUUCCCUAUAGAUGCACAAGAAUGUACAUUAGUAUUCGAGUCUUACUCUUAUAAUAUAGCAGAGGUACGAUUAAAUUGGCAGGAAUGGGCUCCGGUGACAAUGCCACCGUCAGAGGAUUUCCGUUUACCAGAUUUUCAAUUUUAUAACGUUACAUGGGGAAAAGUGGUGAAUGAAUACACGGCUGGGAUGUGGGAUCAGUUGAAGGUGACGUUCAGAUUUAAACGACUAUACGGGUACUAUGUGCUACAAAUGUACCUCCCAACAUACUUAUCGGUGUUCAUAUCGUGGAUUGCAUUCUGGAUCGACACACGGGCGUUACCGGCUCGAAUCACACUAGGUGUCUCCUCACUUAUGGCCCUCACAUUUCAAUUUGGUAAUAUUGUCAAAAAUCUACCUCGAGUCUCAUUUGUAAAGGCUAUUGAUCUGUGGUUUUUCGUGUGUGUUGCCUUUAUUUUUUUCUCAUUGGUUGAGUUGGCUGUGGUAGGAUUUGUGGACAAAAUAUCGGAGAUUAAACGACGAUCGAAACGAUUGCGGCUGCAACGAGCAAUGCAUAGCGGAUAUGCGGUGAAAAAGCCGAAAUCUCCAACUGGAUCAAUGCGUGGUUUACGGUAUCCGGUGAAUAACAAUGGAGACGAAGCAUGGUACCAUAUGAAUGGUGGUGAGAAUGGUUGCUUGAAUGGUUAUAGUCAAGGAUAUUCCACAUAUGCUGAUAUCGAUAUGGGAGCUAGAGUGGAUGCAAUGGCUGCGAAAGCAUUCCCGGCAAUGUUUGCAGCGUUCAACGGUAAGUGCAUGCUUGCAGGAAUUUCAUCAAGUGUUCCUGCGGACAUUAUUUAA
This is a messenger RNA of Necator americanus (New World hookworm), 1311 nucleotides long. RefSeq lists its product as uncharacterized. The transcript has 10 exons. Gene Ontology annotation, molecular function: transmembrane signaling receptor activity; transmitter-gated monoatomic ion channel activity involved in regulation of postsynaptic membrane potential; excitatory extracellular ligand-gated monoatomic ion channel activity. Gene Ontology annotation, cellular component: neuron projection; plasma membrane; synapse. The record is from RefSeq and is a predicted model, not a curated record. The coding region runs from base 1 to 1311 and encodes 436 amino acids. Lineage: Eukaryota; Metazoa; Nematoda; Chromadorea; Rhabditida; Ancylostomatidae. Gene Ontology annotation, biological process: nervous system process; chloride transmembrane transport; chemical synaptic transmission.